GCUGUAAUGUUCAAGAAAAUAAAUGCCGUUUUCCGACCGAACCAUGGACAAAGGUCUCGGGAUGGCUUUGGCCCACAGGUAGAUUACCAUAAAGCGUGCACUGUCAAGCUAGUUCGCAGUACAUCGAUGCUCGUGGUCGGGGAUAACCGUCGCAUGCAACAGGACUCCACACUGAAGCGGAGUGUCAGCGCGGUCAGUGUGGAGUCCAGCACAGCGUUCUAUUACUACCAAAGUCGAGAGGAUCGGGUGUGGAUCUACUACCAAAAUCAGAACUGUUUGGAAUAUCUACAAGAACUAGUCGCGCUCAGGCGACAGUACACCAAGACCGUCAGCGAUCUCAAAUACGGGCAACGCCGCGAAACCGCCUCUCGCAAGAAAAACCCCGCUCCACAGCCACCACAGCACAAAACUAUCGAGCAUUUAAGUCCAGAACCGACAGCACCACCAAUCCCUAGUGAAGAGGACACACUGCAAUUCUUUGACGCCGUCAUUGCAAGCUGCGACCUAGAGCGCACCAGAAAACCACAUGUAGAUAAUGGCCACGUGGACGUAGAUUUUGUUGUGGCAACCAGUACAUGUGAGCAUGACCUCCACUCUAACUGGAUGUUGCGGGACCCUCGGCGUGUCUCCAUGGACGAGUCUCAGUUGAAGCAGGCAGAUGUGAGCAUGGAGCAAGCAGUGUGGAAGAAGGCAGCUGGCAGAACCAUGGGCAGCACAAGACGCCUGCAGAGGAACCCCAUCCACCUACCCAAAGUGGUGGAGAGUGCCCUGCAGACCCUGCGCUUCAAACCCAUUCUUAAGAAGAAAGUGUAGCAUAUGCCCUUAGCUGCCCAUUCCUUUUUCAGCAACCUAACAUAUUAUUUUAAGGAUCCAUCUGAUUCUGCAGAACAUAAGAUUAGUUAUGGAUAAAACAUUUGAUAGUAGGAUACCCUGUAGGGACACAAGCUCUUCAAUGGCAUAUCAAAAGGCGAAUCAUAAGCUCUUCAAUGGCAUAUCAAAAGGCGAAUCAUAAGCUCUUCAAUGGCAUAUCAAAAGGCGAAUCAUAAGCUCUUCAAUGGCAUAUCAAAAGGCGAAUCAUAAGCUCUUCAAUGGCAUAUCAAAAGGCGAAU
Electrophorus electricus (electric eel) is the source of this 1109-nucleotide messenger RNA. It is a transcript of the gene c9h13orf42, whose product is annotated as chromosome 9 C13orf42 homolog. Lineage: Eukaryota; Metazoa; Chordata; Actinopteri; Gymnotiformes; Gymnotidae. The record is from RefSeq and is a predicted model, not a curated record.